AUGUCGGACUCUUUAUUGAAAUGUAUUUUGUGUACACUUGCGUUCAUUUUAGCGUUUGCACUUUUGGGAAUAAGAACAGGUAUGUAUGUAUGUAGGUAGGUAGGACUAAUAAAUAAUCAAUCUACACAUCUGCAAUGAAGAUGGAGUUGUCCAAUGUUAUGUGUUUAAUGUUUUAUCACAGAUGCUGCAUCUGAGGAAGGACCUAUUCUUCCUGACGGACAGGAUCUUUAUUUCAAAACAGUUGGCAUUUCACCCAUUCUAUCGGAUCCUCAAAGCAUAGUUCAUUCACAUGUCCUCAAGGUUUCACACAAGGACCAUGGAGCUAUCCACCGGCAGAAGCGCGACGUCCUUUUCCCCAGCGGGGUCAAACUCUGCGGGCAGGAGAGUGUGCAACAAGCCAUCGCAAAUCACCUCAGCUACUUUCACCUGCGAGGUAAGACCACCACUCACUGACCUGUAUGGAUCAUGCUGGAGGUAGAAGUAGCCCAUAAGCGCAGAUCUGGAAUCAGUUUACCCUUCCCAAAUCGUAACCUCAACCAUUGGGGGGAGAAAGCCAACAAACUUAAGAUCAGUGUCUAGGCUUAACUUCACACUUUAUCCGAUGGGCUCUAUACUGUAUAGUGUUGUGCAGUGUGCUUAUUCUUUAGGUGUAUGGUUGUGUAUGAUAAAAGGCUGAUGAUUGUGUGUGUCUGUUGCCUCUAGGCAGGGAUUUAGAAAGGGAAGGGAAAGGGGAUACCUAUUCAGUUGUACAACUGAAUGCAUUCAACUGAAAUGUGUCUUCGCAGUUGCAACAGAAGUCAGCGGGUGAGAGGCCUACACAUACUGUAACAUCUAUGGGCCUACAUGAGUUCACGGUCCUCCCAGUCCCUCAGUUCCAAGUCUUUGGUCUUAUAAUGGCAUCUAGAACAAUUGUUAUUUACCCCUCCCCCCACUCCUCUUAGUAAAGACAUUCACUUGAUGGAGUAGUGCUUGAAGUGCUGCAGAUAUCAUGACAUCUGUAGGAGGAGUGGUGCCUGCCCACAGACCUAUGGCCAGUUGUGCAUUUGGCUCCAGAUUGGCUUUGGCUACUGACUGUAGGUAUUAUUAUUAUUAUUAUUAUUAAUUUGUAUAUAUUUAUUUUUUUAGGGGGUAGAUCAGCUUUAAUAUUACAGAUAGAUUGUAACUUCCAUCAAUAUAAUUGUCUGCAUCACUUCCAAUCCCCCAUUUUUUUCGCAAAUAUAUAUAUAUACAUAUAUAUACAUACACAUACACAUACAUAUACACAGACAUACAUAUAAAUACAUAUUCAUACAUAUAUAUACAUAUUACUUUCCAACCCACCACCCCUUCCCUAAUUGGAGUAAACUAAUGAACAACAAUGCUUAGGCCUCUACUUCCAGUUUAUACAUACUAUAUGCAUUUUAUGGACACAGUCAAUUUUACAAUAAUUAUAUUUUGUUUGUUUCUACUUCUGAACUUCCUCUACCCUCAACCUCUCCGAUCAUUUUCAUGAUGUCCAUCCGGUUUGCUUCUAUAUGCCAUAUCUUUCUAACUGUGCUCUUUCAUACUGACUGUAGGUAUUAGCUGAUCCCAGAUCUGUGCGUGUGGCACGUUCUGGCAACCCUUACCCAGACCAUAGAUUAGGUCUAUAUCCUUUACUCACCCAGCCCUAGAAACGUGAGGUGUGUGUUGAAACUGCAUUGAGAUAUUUGGGUCUCAACCUAUAUGCCCUCUCCAGCAUCAGAUUUUCAGCCACAUCUGCUCUACUUUAGAUUCAUUUUCUGGCAGUAAGUAAGUCGCACUGUAAGUCAAGAUAAGCCCAUUUAGAGACUUCAGCCAUGUAGGAGCCCCUACAGUGCACUUGGAGAGAGAGAGGGAGGGGGAGGGAGAGUGACUCCUGACCCUGAGAAGGACGUUGGGCGCGAGCAGACAGGUUAAAAAUAAAACGCUCAGAACAUGUGUCCAGCCACUCAGGAGAGAGAGAGACAGAGGCUUAGGGUUCUGAGAGGCAGGAGCUUUGGAGAGUCUGUGGGCCUGUUAGUGGGACUAUUCUGUGGUGAGUGUUCAGGACAGCUCUGCAUGUGACUCCAGUCUGGUGGGCUGCUGAGACACUGACCUGGCUGGACCUGACCUGGCUGGACUCCAUCAGAGGGUUGCUAACCCUCCCUGGCUGUUUGGCUAACCCUUGGGUCUCCCGAUGAAUAGUAAAGCUAUUCCAGGACGUUCUCUAUACUAUGCUUGAAUGAAAAUGUAUAACAUGUUUUUUUUUACUUUUAUGAGAUUGGUCAAAUUUGGCAAUCAAGACUUUAGUUUCAGCCCAGCACUUACUAAAACACCCAAUUUAAACAUCUGCUCAGUAAGAUGGGCUGGAACAAAUCCCACCCUGUAGCUCUUUAGACCAGGGCCGUGGUUGGUGAUUGUGUAGAUAUAGGUAGGUGAGCACAAUGAUUGUGGAGAUAGUACUAUAUUAUGUAGGUGCAGGGUCCCAUGUAGAUGCAGUUGUUAGAAUUGAAUUGGGAAGAGAAUAGUUGGGACAGCGUUAAGGUUAAGGGAGAUACUGUGCUGUAGGAACUGAUCUUUAACCGUGUUAACCCUAUUCCCCUAUGGGGACUGGGAGAUGCUUUGGCUCCAGGGAGGAGAGCAGUGAGGGUUGAGUAGGUAGCUACAGGUCAUUGGGUUGGUGACCUGUAAGCUGACUUACAAUAUGGAAAGGGGUUACAUCACUGAUUUAGCAGUGGCAUGACAGUGGAGAGUGAUACUGAGGUCAGGCAGACAGGUACACAGCAUGCUAAACAUGGAGUCUGUUGACUCUGACCUGGGGGGGGGGGGGGGGGGUAUGUACUGUACAACGCUUAAAUCCACACGAGCUACGAUGCUAGCUAAGAUUUACCUCAGGGCGUCACAGCUCCAGAACAGGAGGGGCCACAGCCUAGGAUGGUUUUCCUACCUGCUCCUUGUCAUGCUUAGAGAAAGUUUUCUACCAAGUAAAUGGUUCUUUCACCAAUCAGUGACAUUAGUGUGUGUGUGUUUUAGUGUGUCAGGAGACAGUGUGGGAGGCCUUCAAGAUCUUCUGGGACCGCCUCCCGAACCAGGAAGAGUACCAGACCUGGAUGAGUCAAUGCCUGGAUGGCACGACCACCGCUCUGGAGAUGGGCAACAACUUCAGCCAAUCAGAGGAGCACCUGGCCCUGGUUGAGAGUGUGAGUGGGCUAUUUUUGUAA
Coregonus sp. 'balchen' is the source of this 3200-nucleotide messenger RNA. Lineage: Eukaryota; Metazoa; Chordata; Actinopteri; Salmoniformes; Salmonidae. The record is from the annotation of a GenBank genome assembly.